Messenger RNA from Aplosporella prunicola CBS 121167, 1330 nucleotides. RefSeq lists its product as uncharacterized. The record is from RefSeq and is a predicted model, not a curated record. The coding region runs from base 487 to 1089 and encodes 200 amino acids. NCBI's taxonomy places the organism in Eukaryota, Fungi, Ascomycota, Dothideomycetes, Botryosphaeriales, Aplosporellaceae. Gene Ontology annotation, biological process: fungal-type cell wall organization. The transcript has a single exon.
AGGUCGGCAGGUACUGUUGCUCCUCCUCUCUGACUCUCUCUUUCUUUUUCUCUCUCUCCUUCCUCACCAAAAGUUACCUACCUAGUUUCCCAGGUACUCCUUCCCGAUCGAUGCUGGUACUUUCCUGAUGAUUGGCCAUCCCUCAAAUCGACCGCUCUUGGACUUCGAGGCAAAGACAGGUACCUCAAGAACCUUUGAUGGUUGCCCAGCACAAGCCCUCGUCAGGACGUUUGGCCUACAAAGUCCCAUUCAAGUAACGCUCCCGCUGGCUCAAACCUGCCAGCCACCAAACAUCACCAUGGCCGUCCAGGCCAUUGCUCUUCUCUUGUUUGCUCGGCUCGUCGCCCUCGAGCUCCAAAGCGAUGUCUUUCCGGCAGUAGAAGCCCCCGGCUCAACCUCCACGACCGUCCUGCCAGCUGUGGUCACGCCCUCAUCUUUUGUGGCUAUGGCGACGGACCCUGUCGCGUGAGCUUACGCCUUGCGCAAAUGAACGCCUAUUAUGGCAUUACUUUUUGUGCUGACGUCUCUGCUAAUCUUGUUUCCAGCACUGUCACUGUCUCCACAACACUCACCUUAGUGACUCCAGCCAUUGAUGCAACUUCCUCCCUGCUCCUCACGACUACGGUACCGACCUCCACCUCAUCUUCACUGGCAGGCGAAGCCAAUGCCGCUGUCGUAAUGCCUGCACCUAUGCCCGUGCUGGCGGAUGCAUUCCCCGCACAAGCUGCCGCCCAAGCUUCAGCCGCAGCUCCAGCCGCAGCUCCCGAGCCAGCCAAUCCUGCCACUCUCACCAUGAGCACCACAGUCAGCACCAUCAACCCCACGUUCUCGCUCUCGCUGUCGACGCUUUGGGUUCCCGUGACUCUGGCUGACGGUGCCACGAUGUGGGUCCAGAGCACCUUCACGCAAAGCUUCGCGGCGGUGCCGGAUCAGGGCCCACCGCCAGGCAGUGGGCGCAUCGGGCUCGGAAGUCUGACAGUAACGAUGCGAGGCGACGGUGAGCAGGCGGCUGCGGUGGCAAUGGGUGCGCGUGUGGGGUGGAGAGGGGCUGUGGUUGCGGUGGGGAUUGUUGGCGCGGCGAUGCAGUGAUUAGGUGGGUUACAGCAGUAGGUUGUCGGGAGUGAUCGGGACUGUUCAGUCUUUUGUUUUUGUGGUUUUUCAGUCUUGUUUGUCGCACAGACACAAGUCGAGCUUUUCAGGCACAGGUAGUUAAGCACGUAAGAUGGUAGGUAACGACAUUAUGCACGCAGGUGAUGUGGGACCGGGAAGGGCUGUUCCUGACAGGUCACGGCACUCGGAGGUUGAAUGUAGCCGACGGUGCCGAUGUCUG